UUAAAAAUGUUUCGCUUGAAUGAUAGUGCACCGUGCUGUUACUGUUGUGGUUGAGAUAUGUAAGCACAAUAGUAGGCCCUAUACUUUGUCCUAGUAGAACUUGUCUAACAAUGUGUAAAGGUGUGUAUGUGUGUCCCAGACAAAUAUUGGCACUUAAAACAGAAUUUUGGACACACUUGUGAACUCUCUCACUACAUUGACGAGCAGACGUGGCCACUGCCGAACUAUUUUCGAUGUUUGUGUUCACUAAGUUAUGAUAACUCCGCCAAAAAAAAAAAGUACACAGUUAAGGAAAAAGAUCUUUUUGUACGAGAAGACAUCUUUCUACAUUUAAAAAGAACAUACAUUUGGACUUUCCUUAUGAAGCCAAUACAGCAGAAUGUUGAUCUCCGUACAACUUGGUUCGCUGCUGUUCGCUCUGGGGAUGUCAACAAAGUCUUGCUGAUGCUUACGUCUGGGACAGACAUUGAUACAACCAAUGACGACGGACAGACUGCUAUUAUAAAUGCAGUCUCGCGUUGCCACGAUACACUAUUGGAAGCACUUAUUUACAAAGGGGCGGAUAUCAACAAGAAGAGUCUCAGGGGCGUGGCCGCCAUACAUCUUGCUGCUGAACAUGGAUUUGAACAAAUUGCGAUGAAACUGAUAAAACACGGAUGUGAUAUCAAUGUCAGGGAUACAAAUGGAGAUACGCCUCUGUUGGUAGCUACCAGAAAUGGCCAUCUUGGAGUCAUGCAAAUGUUACAUUCUGCAAGGGCGGAUUUAGACUGUACCUCUAUAGAUGGUUCCACGCCCUUGACAGUAGCUACUGAAUUUGAACACGUUGAUAUGGUAAAAUUUCUUGUGAAAAAUGGUAGCAAAGUCAAUGCUCGUAGAGUCGAUGGGAGGACAGCAUUGCUGCUGGCCACAGAAAAACGCAACUGCCCCAUUGCAGAAGUACUCUGUCGACACUCUGCUGAUGUGAACGCAGUCGGGGAAUUCGGAUUCACGCCCAUCUUUGUAGCCACAUUGAAUAACGACAUUCCUAUGACGGAACUUUUUCUACGCCAGGGAUGUGAUACCGAGGUCAAAGACAUUAAGGGCUCCACGGUGUUGAUGUCUGCCUCUUUUCGUGGCGUGCUGGACGCUGUCCGAGUCUUAUGCGGCAAUCACGUGACUGUGAAUAUGCAAAACGCACUAAACGGACGCACAGCUUUGCAUUUCGCCGUGAUCAAAGACCACAUUGAUGUCAUUCGUUGUCUCAUUGACGCCAAGGCUUGUCCGAAUGUCAUAGACAGAACAAACAGGACGCCUUUAAACUAUGCUCACUCGAAGAGAGUUAAGGAUUAUCUAACCAACCAGGGAGCGUACUUGAGCCAAGACUCUUGGUAUUCAUCUGAAGACAGUGCUCCAAACCAGUCUUUGAGACAGUCUUCGAUUCAUUCUCAAAGACUCUCAUUAAAUUCCUUAAUCUCCUGUACCAGCAGGUUCUCUAAAGUGACCAUAGGCGCCAGCUCCAUCACAAAUUUUGAAACGGUUGUAGAAGCUGAAAGUAACUCUAACGAGAAGGUUUACAGUCACGUGAAGACCACUUUUACUGAAGCGGAGCCAGCGACUGUGGUACUGAGACACCCAAAGCUAGGUGAAGCAGCCAAACUAGAAGAGUCAGAAGCAACGAUGCCACCUUUACAGACUGAGGACCUGCCCAGACAGAGAAAGACUCUGGAGGCUGUAGUAGUGGACAGGCAAAGACUUAGUGGCUAUUUACAGCGCUGUGCACAGCAUUACCUGGACAAUCACGUGGCUGGGGUCAGUCGAUCGACGGCAAGUAACUACUUGGAAGUUGAUCAAAGCAGAAAUGGAAGAAUCAACUACAUCAACCAGAAUAUCAACAUUGUUAUUGAGAACGCCACCUAUGUUCAGACAGGGGACAGAAGUCGUGUUAUUGUGAGAGACAGUCACAGAGAGAGUGUUAUCACUGGAUAUGAAGAGGGGACAAUCCGACUUUUCCAUCGAGAUGCAUUUAAUGGCGAGAGUUAAGGGACUUGAGUCGAAACACUCAAUCACACCUUUAUUAUAGAGCUAUUAUAAUAUAGCCCACAAAUCGAGUUUAGAGUGAUCUCGCAGUACAGUUUAGAUGUUGACAUAUUCAGCUUGAUCACUGUAAAUAAAUUUCCCCUUUCAGACCUUGCGAUCUAUAGGGCAGAUGAUGUAAAGGUCUUCCGAUACUGUGGCCCACGACUAACGAGGGUGUCAUGUGGUCAGCACAACAACCAACAGCCUUUACUUUCCCCAACUAAUGUCAGGUACCCAUUAGAGCUGGGUGGACUCAGAGGCGCCCAAAGAUUCCGGAAUUAAAAAUCCAAGGAUUCAAACCCGGGAUCUUGGUUCGGAAGCCAAGCGUUUGACCGCUAAGCCACCGCGCCUCCUGAUCACUGUAGAAAUCAGAGGCGGCCUUAGCAGUGUACGGGCUCUGGGCGGGUGUCAUAUCAGGGCCAAGAAUAAUAUUACGAUGGGCUGACGGGGACAUACGAUUCUUUAUCGCGGGUACCUCUAAGGUGCGGAUCGAGGAUCGGUUGUAGGCCUACCACUCGCCAUCCCCUAAGGCCGCGUCUAAGUCUGUAGAUAUGUAGAUUGAGUUGUGAAGUCAAAACCUAUCAAGGUCUAAGCGUAACCAAAAUCAAAACACAAAGCCGUCUUCUGUCCUUCAAAGCUGCAAGAGCUAGAUUUCCUGUACGGACCGUUAGCCUCUUUUAGAGAUUUUCACCAAUGGCGGAAAAACUACCAAUAGCAAGCUUUCUUGGUGUAUCGGGUGCACAAAAUCAAGUAUCGAUACCUAUGUUUUUCCAACGCUUAAAUCCUAUCACUCUGUAUGUUUCAUGUACAUUGAAUUUUUGGUAUCGAUUUUUUGACCACUUCUACUCAUAAUAAUAAUAUUUAUUGCUUUUAUAAAGCGUUACUUUCAUGCUUAUAGAAUGCUCAGAGCGCUUCGGUCCAAUCUCAUUUGUGGAUCAGUGGGAGAAGGUUUUCCGUGCUUCUUGUAGGUGCUCAGUAAACACAACUCUGCCCGAGUCGGGUUUCAAACCUCGAGCCCCCUUCAUAGGUAGCCAGGACAAGUCAGGUUCAGGCUUACUUAGCCUCUCGACCACGCUUCAUACAAUCAUCAUUAAAUUUUAAUUACGAUAUCAUGCUCAAUGACAACACACGAAUCAAUAAAAAAAAUCAAACCAAUAAGUUAUCGUUCAAAUUCAUUACUUUUGUUUUUAUGUAGAAAAUAGACAAAGCUACGGAGGUACAAAUAGUGGGUGGUAUGCAUACACUACAUACCUGUUUUAAUUCUCAAACAUAUGUCGUAAGUCUGACACACAUAUGUUCAAUCUGUAGGUUCCACAUUCAUAUAUUCACUUUCAAUAGUCAAUGAUUCUGUUUGUAUUAUGCUUUGUAAUCAAGUCAAUGAUUCUGCUGGUUUUGUGCUCUGUAAUCAAGUCAAUGAUUCUGCUGGUUUUGUGCUCUGUAAUCAAGUCAAUGAUUCUGCUGGUUUUGUGCUCUGUAAUCAAGUCAAUGAUUCUGCUGGUUUUGUGCUCUGUAAUCAAGUCAAUGAUUCUGCUGGUUUUGUGCUCUGUAAUCAAGUCAAUGAUUCUGCUGGUUUUGUGCUCUGUAAUCAAGUCAAUGAUUCUGCUGGUUUUGUGCUCUGUAAUCAAGUCAAUGAUUCUGCUGGUUUUGUGCUCUGUAAUCAGGUCAAUGAUUCUGCUGGUUUUGUGCUCUGUAAUCAAGUCAAUGAUUCUGCUGGUUUUGUGCUCUGUAAUCAAGUCAAUGAUUCUGCUGGUUUUGUGCUCUGUAAUCAAGUCAAUGAUUCUACUUAAAUUAUGCUAUGUAAACUGUUAUUUUGUUUUCCACUACGCCCUUCUUUGACCUUUGAUGACUACCCCAUCCUUCUUUUCCAAACUAGAAGUACGUGACGUCAUACCAUCACAAGCGAUCGACACAAGAAGUUGUCCAUAUCAUGAAACGAUAGAAAAUGUCAUUUGCUUUUCUUGUAUCGUUACUUUAUACUCUGGUUUUCAUACACUAUAAGUCUAUGGCUAAGACUAAGACUGCUUUAUUGAACCUUACGGAAAUUUGUUGUGAUUACAAGGACUCUUUUCUCAUAUAAAGACAACACAGCAGAAAAAUACACAUAAAUACAACAGACACAACAUAAAGAGUUCAUUCAGCGACUACACACAGGCAUCUUGGUGCAUUUCAUGUUCCCUGAUCAAAAUGAGUGGGGUACGAACGAGUUUUUGUAUCGCUCUGUUCUUGUUUUGAUUGACAGCAGUCGCCCGCUUCGCGACGACCUGACAUAGUUCUAAGGGUUCAUAGCAAGCUGGAGGCAUUUAAGUAAAAUUCCCAUUUCAGAACUUGCUAUGUAAAGGGCAAAUGAUGUCAAGGUCAUCUGUUUCUUUGACCAACGGUUAAAGAACAAGGUGUUCUGUGGCUAGCACAACGACCAACCACCCUUACUUUCCCCAACUUAAGUCAGGUACAUUGGAUGGACUCAUGGGCGCCCUAAAAAUUCUAGUCUUCAACGAGAUUCGAACCCAGGAGCCGAGGUUCGGAAGCCCAGUGCUUAACCACUCAUCCCCCGCGCCACCGCGUGUAUUUAAAGUAUUUGCUUUAACUGUAUGCUAUCUGUUUGUGAAAGGUUAAGCUGCUCCUUAUGCAAUCUUCUAUGCACUUAUCUCCACUUAAUAUAGAGGUUAGUAUAAAACAUGAUUCUAGAUUUGUUUAAAUUGAGAUAUGAUGUCAAGAAACUUUUAUCAGUAAUAAGAGGAGAUAAUUAGGCGAACCGGCUUUUGGAGUAAAGAAAUAUACGAGUUAUCUAACUUGCACCAACACUUACGUAAACAAAAGUGUCAUCUAGUUUUAUUUCUUUAGGGCUGAAGAAAAAAUCAAUAAUUGUGCUUUCUUAAGUUAAUGGCCGAAGACAGUGGCGUAGCUAGGGUAGGGGAGGAGGGGGGAUAAUUUGAAAAAUCCCCCCCACGGGUCCCCACUUGAGAGGGGCCCCCAAAUUAGUGGGUUUUUUUUACAUUAAAAAUGAAAUAUUACCAAAAUGCAGGGGCCCCCAAAGAGAUCUAACUCACCGGGCCCCCAAACGAUGGAAAAUUCCUAGCUACGCCCCUGGUUGAAGAGGCGGAAUAUAUAGGUGCUGGUGGUGUUGGAGGUCUAUAGCUAACAGUAUGUUUCCCUAAAGUAAAAAUUAAGAAAAAAAAAGAGUUUUAUGUUAAAAUCUGAGGCGAAUCUCUCAAGACGAUAUCAGACAUCUUUUCAGUGGAAACACUUUUAGUUGUAUCAAAAAAGUGAUAAGAAAAAAAAAACAUAUAUCGGAUAAAUGAGAAAAAAAAACAACAUUAACUUUCAGGAGAAUCCCAAGAUGAUUAUCUUCUUAUCUUAUAUAAUACAGACGUUACCUUCAAAAAAGAAGAUGAUUACGUCCUACGCGUCAUGCAUUUAGUCAUGCAAAUUAACCAAUGACUUAAAUUCUGCCAUGUCACUGGUUUUCCAGGCUAGCUGUGAUUGCUGUGUGUCAUAUUAUAAUGUCAUAUUAUCAGAUUUUUAUAAGCUAUUUUACUUUGCAAGACUAUUCCAUAUGCUCCCCACCCCCACCCCCAAGUGUCAUAAAAGCAUGUAACGAAUUGCUUGAGUAAGCCUCCAAUGACUUAGAAGAGAUUUUAGGUCUCUAAAUAGCACGCACAGCUAGAUUAACACAUGGUUAUGUAGUGUGUGUUUCUAUGGUGACGGUGAGAAGAAGUUAGCGAUUGGUUGGUGGCAAUGCAGUGUGAAUGAUGCAAGAUAAGAAGCGCUGUGGUCAGCUGUCUUGGGUAGAGGGGCAGACGACUCCAGAAUGCCAGAGUGAAAAGACGUGUUCUUGUAGUGAAUUAGAUUCUUAUCUUAUCUUAUAUAAUACAGACGUUACUUCAAAAAAGAAGAUGAUUACGUCCUACGCGUCAUGCAUUUAGUCAUGCAUAUUAACCAAUGACUUAAAUUCUGCCAAGUCACUGGUUUUCCUGGCUGGCUCAGGCAACCCAUUCCAUGCUCUAAUAGCGCUAAGGAAGAAGGAGUAUUUGUAUUUGUUUUAUAUAAUUACCGUACUAAUGUGUCUAAAGCCUACUACAUUUUUUUCCGUUUCAAAUUAAAUUCGUAUAUAGUGUAAUAAAGGUUCUGUUUAGUUCACAGAGAGGUUAUUCACGUUAUUUCAAGUUUGACAAGCUAAAUUAUAAUACACACCUACAGCGGUUUAGUUGUCUACCAGCAGUUUGGUGCUACAAGUCAACGACGUCAACAGCACACUUGGACGUAAUUAUCACAUUUUGUUGAAAGAACGUCUGUAAUUUAUAAGAUUUAUAACACACACAUACAAACAGGUGCGCGUGAUUAUAUUUGACUAACACUUAAUGUAAUAGACCUAAAUUGUAAGACGGAACAUUUAUAAAAUGUGCGAAAUGGCGCUGCCCUGUGGCGACAUGCAAUUUGUGCUUUCAUUAAAUAAGAACAAUCUGGUAUAAACUUUGUCACAUGUAAAUUAUGAGUGCGUCUGGUGUGAAUGUACACUUUGGUUUCUUAUAGUUAUAAUGUUUUUUGUUUUUUUGUAAGACGAAUUUCCAUACGGACAAUAAAGAUUAUUAUUAUUAUUA
This is a messenger RNA of Biomphalaria glabrata, 6653 nucleotides long. RefSeq names its product putative ankyrin repeat protein RF_0381. The transcript has 4 exons. The record is from RefSeq and is a predicted model, not a curated record. The coding region runs from base 127 to 2019 and encodes 630 amino acids. Gene Ontology annotation, molecular function: protein binding. Lineage: Eukaryota; Metazoa; Mollusca; Gastropoda; Planorbidae.